GACGACAGGAAGUGGUUGCUAAGUCUCCUGGGGUGGCAGAAUUUAAGGAAAGAUGGCCUGCCCUCUUCGAACCAUUCCAGGUAAAUGAUUUAUCACUCUAUUUUUCCUGACCAAGUUUCCAUUGUGACUUGGACAUGACAUACUAGACUCACUUUUUGCCUGAAGAUGUAUACUAAAACCCUUAAUGUCAGUAACGGUCAACAUUUGCUGUCUUACAGAUUAAAGGGGAACAUUAUCACCAGACCUAUGUAAGCGUCAAUAUAUACCUUGAUGUUGCAGAAAAAAGACCAUAUAUUUUUUUUACCGAUUUCCGAACUCUAAAUGGGUGAAUUUUGGCGAAUUAAACACCUUUCUAUUAUUCACUCUUGGAGCGAUGACGUCACAACGGGAAGCAAUCCGCCAUUUUCUCAAACACCGAGUCAAAUCAGCUCUGUUAUUUUCCGUUUUUUUUUACUGUUUUCCGUACCUUGGAGACAUCAUGCCUCGUCGGUGUGUUGUCGGAGGGUGUAACGACACGAACAGGGACGGAUUCAAGUUGCACCAGUGGCCCAAAGAUGCGAAAGUGGCAAGAAAUUGAACGUUUGUUCCGCACACUUUACCAACGAAAGCUAUGCUACGACAGAGAUGGCAAGAAUGUGUGGAUAUCCUGCGACACUCAAAGCAGAUGCAUUUCCAACGAUAAAGUCAAAGAAAUCUGCCGCCAGACCCCCAUUGAAUCUGCCGGAGUGUGUGAGCAAUUCAGGGACAAAGGACCUCGGUAGCACGGCAAGCAAUGGCGGCAGUUUGUUCCCGCAGACGAGCGAGCUAAACCCCCUGGAUGUCUUGGCUCACACCGUCCCUUAUGCCACCGAAGAUGAUCAAGAGAAGAAUAUCGACCCUAGCUUCCCUGGCCUGCUGACAUCAACUCCAAAACUGGACAGAUCAGCUUUCAGGAAAAGAGCACGGAUGAGGGUACACUCCAAAACUCCUGGAGCUCUUCAGUGCAAAAGGAGGAGUGACUGGUCAGCGCAUCAAGAACUUGUUGAUGGAACUGAUACAGGACCCAAGUGCCUCUGCAGUGAUGAAGAGAGAUGUGACUCUGAGAUGCCACGGAGACUACAUGGGAGAGAGUGGACAGGAGCUAAUCUCUGACUACUGUGUAAGUAUUGUUUAAAAGCAGGUUUGGAUCAGUCUGAUGUACAAGCUUGAAUUGGGUUUACUUUUAUGUGAACUGACUGAACCAGCAGUUGUCAGGUGGAGGUCCAGCAUGCAGCUAGUUGGCAGGAGCCCCAGGAUAGCCAAUUAGCAUAGCACCACAGAGUGAUGCCUUUCUGUCUUGUGUUUCUGUUUGCCCUAAAAAAAACAAUGCAAACAAAAAAUACUCCCCUUAAACAAGCAUUAAAACAUUUACUCCAGUGAUCCUCAACAGGCGGACCGCGGUCCAUGUCCGGACCCAGCACGAAUUAUAGUGUAAAAAAAUAAAAAUAAAAAUAAAAAAUUAUUAUAAUUAUAAUUAUUAUAAAAAAAUAUAAUAAUUGUAUUUAUCUUUGCGUUAUCGCUAGCGCAAGUCAACGUUCUUUGUUGUUUUUAGUCAAAUGUUUCCACGUUUCGUUUACACUUCUCCGUGUCUCACUCACUCCGUCUCUCUCCCUCUCUCUCUCUCUCUCUCUCUCUCUCAGAGAGCGCGAGAGAACGCCACUCUGAUUGGCUGAUUCCGGGGUAUGGGUUGUCCUCUCUAUCACAACGACGCGCUGAUAGGCUGUUACCACCUGGGUCAUACACAUGUGCACAGUGCAGACCAAUGUGUCUAAUAUGCAACAGUACUGUUGCUCUGGUGAAAAGUGAAAAUCUGAAACGUCACUAUCUGAAAGAGCACCGCGAAUUUGAAGAGACAUUUCCUCAUGAUUCAGAGCUAAGAAAAAAAGAAAUCACGAGGCUGAAAAAGUCAUAUGAAACAUCAAGCAAGAUUUUUGUUAAAUCUAUGACACAACAACAAAUAGCAACAGAGUGCUCACUCAGAGUGGCAUGGCUUUUGGGUAAACACAAGAAGCCAUUCUCUGAUGCAGAAAUAAUUAAAGAAUGCUUGACUGAAGUGAUGGGUGCCAUGUUUGAAGGCAAAGAAAAGGAGGAAAUGACAGCUAAAAUAAAUCAAAUCCCACUCUCUGAUGCCACAGCUACCAGACGUACUGAAAUUCUGGCUGGUGAUUUGUCCAAGCUGCUUUGUGAUGGAAUAAAAAAUGCAGAGUGCAUAUCCCUAGCAGUGGAUGAGUCCACUGACACCACUGACAAUGCUCAGUUGUUGGUGUUUGUGAGGUAUUGUGAUGAGGAAAAGGGGGAGUUUAUUGAAGAUGUUUUGAGCCUGGCAAACCUCAGUGGACAAACAAGGGGAGAAGACAGCUAUAAAACAAUAUCAGAAAUGCUGAAUGAAAAAGGGAUAGAUCUGAAGAAAGUUGUGUCCAUUGCUACUGAUGGAGCUCCAGCCAUGUUGGGGAGAGAGAAGGGACUGGUUCCGCGUCUGAGAGAACACCACCCUGGCCUGAUAUCUUAUCACUGCAUAAUCCACCUGUCUGUCCUUUGUGCAAGUCUUGGAGAAGUGUACUCUGAAAUCAUGACAACAAUGAUGAAACUCAUAAACUUCUUGGGAGCAUCAUCUGCACUGCAGCACCACUUGCUGCGCACAUUCCUAACAGAGGUAGAUGCUGCUUUUGAUGAUUUGCUCGUGCACAACAACGUCAGAUGGCUGAGCAAAGGCAGGGUCCUGGAGCGUUUUUGGGCCAUUAGAGAAGAGCUGCAAGUGUUUCUGUCCCAGCAAAAUAGCGCAAAAGCAAAACAGUUACUGGAAUUUCUGCAAAAUGCUGGGAAAAUGGAAGCUGUGGCAUGUUUGGCUGAUAUAACCUCCCAUCUCAAUGACCUAAAUCUCAAGCUACAGGGGAAGAAGAACACAGUGUGUGAGCUGAUGUCAGAAGUCCCUGCCUUCCAGAGGAAGCUGGAGCUUUUCAAAAGUGACAUACAGGAGGAACUGCUCCACUUCCCCAAACUUCUGGAACUGACCAAAGGAGAGGGAGAUCAUCAGUGCCAUUUGGAAUUCUUGGAAAAAAAUCAUUCCAAAUUUCAAGACUCGCUUUGAUGGCUUCAUUUUGGGAAAACAAGUCCUGCUGUUCAUUGAAAACCCAUUCCUGAUCAGAAAUGUGAGUGUGUUCUCUGCAGAAGCAAAACAAGUCUUCCCAUGGGCCAGAGCUGCUUCACUGCAGACUGAGCUCAUUGA
Molecule: messenger RNA, 3244 nt
Organism: Nerophis lumbriciformis (worm pipefish)
Lineage: Eukaryota; Metazoa; Chordata; Actinopteri; Syngnathiformes; Syngnathidae
Source: RefSeq, a predicted model, not a curated record